Messenger RNA from Schistocerca serialis cubense, 413 nucleotides. RefSeq names its product protease inhibitors-like. The record is from RefSeq and is a predicted model, not a curated record. Gene Ontology annotation, molecular function: peptidase inhibitor activity. Bases 1 to 279 code for a protein of 92 amino acids. The transcript has 4 exons. NCBI's taxonomy places the organism in Eukaryota, Metazoa, Arthropoda, Insecta, Orthoptera, Acrididae.
AUGAAGUUCGCACUCUCCUUCUGCGCGGUGUUCCUGCUGCUCGUCGCACUGGUCCAGGCCGACCAGGGUUGCACCUUUGGCCAGACAAAGAGCGAGGACUGCAAUGCGUGCAUCUGCACCGCCAGCGGCGAGUGGGCCUGCACCGGGAUGAAGUGCCGCGCCAAGAGAGAUAUUAGCUGCGAACCAGGCGUGGAAUUCAUGGAUCAGUGUAACUCCUGCAAAUGUGGACCAGAUGGGUUGUCAGCCUCCUGUACCGCCAACACCUGCAAUAACUAUUAGACAACAGGGUGCCUUCCAGUAUCAGCCAACUGGUGACGAAGUUCCUCAUGUUAUAAUACUUUUGAUGGCUGAAAAAUACUAAUAUCUCCAGACGUUCUUGAGGCAGUCCAAGGACAACAUACGGCUUCCUAGUG